This is a messenger RNA of Cajanus cajan (pigeon pea), 2935 nucleotides long. The record is from RefSeq and is a predicted model, not a curated record. NCBI's taxonomy places the organism in Eukaryota, Viridiplantae, Streptophyta, Magnoliopsida, Fabales, Fabaceae.
CAUGAUAAUUUAAGUAGUGAGGUGAAGCCUGGUAAUGAACUUCAAAAUGAUGACUUAAAUGCCUCUGGUAAUUAUGUGCAAUAUCAAGAGGGUCAAGGUUAUGAUGCAUCUUUAGAAAGCCACACAAACCGGCAAGGUGAUGGCUUAAAUACUUCAGUUAAUAAUGAACAAAAUGAAAAAGGUCAAGCUUAUGUUGCAUCUUCAGAAGAACACGCAAAUGGACAAGAUCUGAGUAGUAGUCAGUAUUGGGAGGAUCUUUAUCCUGGCUGGAAGUAUGAUUACAACACUGGGCAAUGGUAUCAAGAAGAUGGCUAUGGUGUAACAGCCACUACUCAGCAAAGCUCUGAAGCCAAUGCAGCGGGGCAUUGGACAGCCCAUUCUGAUGGGAAAACAGAGAUCUCUUACAUGCAGCAAACUGCACAAUCUUUUGCUGGAACAUUAGCUGAAACUGGCACAACUGAAAAUGUGUCUAGUUGGAGUCAGGUUUCACAAGGGAAUAAUGGGUAUCCGGAGCAUAUGGUUUUUGAUCCUCAGUAUCCUGGUUGGUAUUAUGACACAAUUGCCCAAGAAUGGCGUUCAGUGGAAACUUACAAUUCAACCAACCAGUCUUCUGUUCAUGUACUUGAAAAUGGGCAUGCUUCUACCAGUACUUUCUCAUCCAAUGAUAAUAGUUUGUAUAAUGAGUAUAGCCAAGCUGAUAAUUAUGGACCACCGGGUGUUGAUAAUCAGGCUGUAGAUGGCAGCUGGGGUGGUUUGUAUGACGCUAACCAUCGGCAGGGUUUUGAUAUCUACACAACUGGUACUGCUACUAAAAGACGGGAUAAUAUAACUUCUGCUGGUAACCAACAAGUUAAUCAUUCUUAUGGUUCAAGUAUUUCUGUGAACAAAGAUCUACAAAAUUCUUCUACUUCCUUUGGAUCAGUUGUUUGCAAUAAAGUAAACCAUGAUCAUGGUUUGGCUAAUGGAACUUUUGAACCACAAAGCUUUGGCCCUAGUGGCGACAUUGUUCAACAGAUUAAUUAUUCAAACACAAAGUUCAGAGAACAAAAUUAUUUUUCGAAUGAUUUUACUGCAAAUCAGUAUUCACACGCCCCUCAUGUUGGGAGAUCAUCAGCUGGACGUCCUUCUCAUGCUCUGGUAACUUUUGGAUUUGGGGGGAAACUCAUCAUAAUGAAAGAUCCUAGUCUUUUGAGCUCAUCAUAUGGAAACCAGGAUUCUGUACAAGGUUCUGUUUCUGUGUUGAACUUGAUAGAAGUUGCCACUGGAAGUAAGGAUUCUAUGAGCAUUGGAAAUGGUGCCAGUGAUUAUUUCCAUGCUCUGAGCCAGCAAUCUUUCCCAGGUCCAUUGGUUGGUGGGAGUGUUGGAAUUAAGGAACUGUACAAAUGGUUAGAUGAGAGGAUUGCACACUGCGAAUCACCUGACAUGGAUUAUAAGAAAGGUGUUAGGUUGAGACUCCUUCUUUCCUUGCUUAAAAUAGCUUGUCAACAUUAUGGAAAGCUACGUUCUCCUUUUGGUACAGACACCAUACUAAAAGAAACUGAUACUCCCGAGUCGGCAGUUGCAAAGCUUUUUGCAUCUGCUAAGAUGAGUAGCACAGAGUUCCCUCAAUAUGGGAUGCCAAGUCAUUGUUUGCAAAGUUUGCCUUCUGAAGAACAAAUGAAGGCAAUGGCUCUUGAGGUUCAAAAUCUUCUUGUUUCUGGGAAAAAGAAGGAGGCUUUACAAUGUGCUCAAGAAGGACAAUUGUGGGGACCUGCACUUGUUCUUGCUUCACAACUUGGCGAUCAGUUCUAUGUUGAUACAGUGAAGCAAAUGGCACUUCGCCAGCUUGUUGCUGGGUCACCUUUGCGCACAUUAUGUCUUCUAAUUGCUGGGCAACCAGCUGAAGUAUUCUCUACUGAUACCUCAUUUAGUGGGCAUCCUGGUGCUUAUAUGGCUCAACAGUCUUCACAGGUUGGAUCUAAUGGUAUGCUUGAUGAUUGGGAGGAAAAUCUGGCUGUAAUAACUGCAAACAGGACCAAAGGAGAUGAACUUGUAAUUAUUCACCUAGGUGAUUGCUUGUGGAAGGAAAGAAGUGAGAUUACUGCCGCACACAUCUGCUAUUUAGUUGCUGAAGCAAACUUUGAGUUAUACUCAGAUAGUGCAAGAAUCUGUCUUAUAGGAGCAGAUCACUGGAAAUGUCCUCGAACUUAUGCUAGUCCAGAGGCUAUCCAGCGGACUGAGUUAUAUGAAUAUUCAAAGGUGGUUGGAAACUCUCAGUUUACAUUGCAUCCAUUUCAGCCUUAUAAGCUUAUAUAUGCAUAUAUGCUAGCUGAAGUGGGGAAGGUUUCAGAUUCAUUGAAGUAUUGCCAAGCACUACUGAAAUCCUUGAAAACUGGUCGUGCUCCAGAAGUAGAAACAUGGAAACAAUUAGCAUUAUCUCUUGAGGAGAGGAUUAGAACUCACCAACAGGGUGGAUAUGCUGCAAAUUUGGCUCCUGCAAAAUUAGUUGGCAAAUUGCUCAACUUUUUUGAUAGCACUGCACAUCGAGUUGUUGGUGGUUUACCACCGCCUGCUCCAUCGUCAUCGCAAGGAACUGUUCAUGGUAGUGAACAACAUUACCAACACAUGGCACCCAGAGUAUCCUCUAGCCAAUCAACAAUGGCCAUGUCAUCAUUAGUUCCAUCUGCUUCAAUGGAACCCAUAAGUGAGUGGACAGCUGACAAUAAUAGAAUGCCUAAGCCUAAUAGAAGUGUUUCUGAGCCAGAUAUUGGCAGAACCCCAAGACAGGAAACAACGUCACCUGAUUCACAAGGAAAAACACAGGCAUCUGGGGCUACAUCUCGCUUUUCCCGCUUUGGUUUUGGCUCGCAACUUUUGCAAAAGACAGUAGGGCUUGUCUUGAAACCUCGCUCUGGUCGACAGGUAUAAUUAUAUUUUUUAUUUUUUAUUCUUAUUU